CAUGUAUUGACGUGCAAUUAUUUGUGACAAAAAACAAUUACAUUUCAAGCCGGUCUAGUGUACUAUAAUUCUGCCCUAUCGAAUUUCGAAAGAAUACGACUUGUGAAGUAAAUAGAUUCGACAAGAGAGAGAGGGAGAGAGAGAGGAGAAUUUGAAAGCGACUACAAGCACUUUGCGAUUGAGUGCUAUUAAAUGUACAUCCAUUAUGCAACGAGUUAUUGGAUAAUGUAAGUGACGGUGCAUUUGCAAGUAAUGCAGCGGUUCCUUCGUAUGCAACUUUCUCCCAUAAUCAGCAUUUGUACUAACAUCCGCAUUUCACUUUCUUCCCGAAAGUUGCUCGGCGCGUGCCACACACGAGUUCGUAAUGCGUGUACUAAAUAAAUAUCGAUUAUAUGAUACAGGGCAUACGUUCGCUAUAAAAUUCAUUUGCCGGACAGAUUGCAACAUAUUCACGAGAUAACAUAUUUUCCGGAAGUUAUACCUCACACGUUAGUGCGGAUUGUGGUCCCGCAAAUAUUGGGUAUUGCUCUUCAUCGUGCUUGAGAUAUAAUCGUUCUUAUGUAUCUUUAAUGUACAUUUCAAUAUUUCUUAAUAUCUUAAUAGAGAAGGAGAGAAAAUAAUUUUUCAAGAUGCUCGCUACGGUAAUGUUGUUAUUGGUCCUCCUAUUGCUGCUGUUAUACUUAGACUGCCGGAAACCGAAAGGAUAUCCACCAGGUCCAAGAUGGUGGCCCAUUUUGGGAAGUAUACUGGAAGUAGAACGUCUUCGCCAGGAAACCAAAUAUAUAACCAAGAGUUGCGCAAUGCUUUGCAAGAAGUACGGUCCGGUAAUAGGUCUGAAGUUUGGCCAACAACGCAUCGUCGUGUUGAACGACCUGGAGAGCAUGCACAUGAUGCUGAGCGACGAGAAUUGCGACGGUAGACCAAACGGACCUAUGUUUAAGAUCCGAACUUUUGGCCUUAGACAAGGUCUCAUUCUCGUGGAUGGACGAUUGUGGGUCGAGCAACGAAAAUUCGUAAUGCGGCAUUUGCGUGAUUUCGGCUUCGGUCGCAAUACCAUGGACACAAUCAUCCAGUACGAGGCUCAGAAGCUGGUGGAGCAUUUCAACAAGCUGCUACACGGCGAUUACAAUGAGCAGCUGACUAACAUCCGGAAGUCAGUGGUGAACGACAACAACGUCGGCCAGAUAUAUAAACUGCAGAAGGUGCCGAACGACCUGAAGAAGCCGGGCCUGUACGAGCAGUUCAACGUGAUCGAAAACAAAACUAUCAAGAAACGCGCUUCGACAGCUGCGGAUUUAUACGUGAAAGCUGAGGACUACGUUGAGGUCCGAAAAGUUGCUCAAUCGGCAGGAGUGAUCGUAUUUAUGCACAACGCCUUUGGUGUGACUGUACUGAACACCUUAUGGAGGAUGAUGGCUGGCAAGAGAUACGAUAUCAAUGAUAAGGAACUCGCCUAUCUGCAGAAGAUCUUCGCGAAGCUCCUAGAAGAGGUUGAUAUGAUCGGCGCGCCUUUCAACCAUUUCCCGGCGCUGCGUUUCAUCGCGCCGGAAAUGUCCGGUUACAAGUCGUUUGUGGAAACGCAUCAGAAACUUUGGACAUUCCUGAAAGAAGAACUGUACAAUCAUAAGAACACGUUCGUAGCAAGUGAACCGCGAGAUCUGAUGGACGCCUACCUCUCUGUACUGCAGUCGAAGGGUCACAACGACACGUUCUCAGAGAUCCAGCUCUUAGCGAUUUGCGUAGAUCUUUUCAUAGCGGGCUCAGAAACAACCUCGAAGUCACUCGCCUUCGGGUUCAUGUACUUGAUACUUUAUCCAGAGGUUCAGAGAAAGGCGCAAGAAGAGAUAGACCGAGUUGUUGGUCGCGACAGAUUCCCCAUGUUGGCCGACCGACCGAGCAUGCCGUAUCUUCAAGCGACCGUUUUGGAAUCCGUAAGGAUGUUCAUAGGACGUUGUCUGAACGUGCCACGACGAACGUUGAGGGAUACCUUUAUCAAAGGUUAUAGAAUACCCAAGGACACAAUGCUCGUCCUGAAUUUCAACAGUAUAUACAUGGACGAGUCCUGGGGCGAUCCGGAGAACUUCCGGCCGGAGAGAUUCCUCGAUGAUGAUGGCAACGUCUUCAUGCCGAAAAAUUAUUACCCUUUCAGUGCGGGCAGACAUCGUUGCAUGGGAGAGACAUUAGCCAAAAGAAACAUCUUUCUCAUAACGGCCGCCCUGCUGCAAGCCUUCAACUUCUCCGUAGCACCUGGCGAGCCACGACCGUCCAGCCAGGACUACACGGACGGCGUCACACCUUCCCCUAUACCGUACAAAGCACUAAUCUCUCCGAGAACGUAAUUUCACGACUAGAAUGGCGUGUUGUUUCUGGAACGAACGACCUCUAUACAGUUCGUCCCGGCUUCGACAUUGGUCGCGGCUCGUUUUAAUUAGAAUUAACAAUAAGUUCAUCUCUCUCAUACCCCCACACGUCAUCGAAUCGCAUUUUACAAAGAUUGCAAAAGACAAUUGGAAAAAAAAAUAUAUAUAUAUA
Harpegnathos saltator (Jerdon's jumping ant) is the source of this 2532-nucleotide messenger RNA. It is a transcript of the gene Cyp303a1, whose product is annotated as Probable cytochrome P450 303a1. Gene Ontology annotation, biological process: xenobiotic metabolic process. The record is from RefSeq and is a predicted model, not a curated record. Bases 630 to 2339 code for a protein of 569 amino acids. Gene Ontology annotation, cellular component: intracellular membrane-bounded organelle; cytoplasm. The transcript has 9 exons. Lineage: Eukaryota; Metazoa; Arthropoda; Insecta; Hymenoptera; Formicidae. Gene Ontology annotation, molecular function: iron ion binding; heme binding; steroid hydroxylase activity.